This is a messenger RNA of Pyrus x bretschneideri (Chinese white pear), 1638 nucleotides long. RefSeq lists its product as uncharacterized. Bases 252 to 1340 code for a protein of 362 amino acids. Gene Ontology annotation, biological process: Golgi vesicle transport. Lineage: Eukaryota; Viridiplantae; Streptophyta; Magnoliopsida; Rosales; Rosaceae. Gene Ontology annotation, cellular component: membrane. The record is from RefSeq and is a predicted model, not a curated record. The transcript has 5 exons.
UGGUGUGAUCAAUCAUGACACUCUGGUACGGACGUACGGUCCAUCCUUGCGCUCCAAAAAAGUUUCUCGUUUCGACAUUUUAAUGAACACCUUUCCUUUCCGUUUCCGGCAUCUCUGUAACCCUAAACCCUAAAAUCCCAAUUUCUUAUUCGACAUUUGAAAUAAAUUUUUUUAUUUUUAUGUGAAUAAAUACUGCAACUUUCUAUUUGGAGGUGAACGUAAAAAACAAAAUAAAUAGAAAAUAAAUAAAAAUGGCGUCGAGCUUGCACCAAUGGGAGUCGGAUCCUCUGUUCUCCGCAGCCGAAGUCGUCCAAGAUUCCGCUGACAGGAUGGAAUCGGUUUUCCGCUCUCUGCUGCAUGAGCUCAGUCUUGUUCAAGGUGACUGUCCAGACCCAAAGUUAAGUGUGUCAAUAGAUUAUCACAAACGUGAUCUUGCUACAACACUUGAAACUGCAAAGUGGCAGUUGGAAGAUUUUGAAAGAGCGGUCAGCUUUUCAGCUAUGGCAGGAAGGUCUCAAAAUCGGGAGGAUGUAAUUUCAAGACACAAACAGUUUAUAGGAGCCAUUAGGGAACAAAUACUUUAUGUGGAGAAGAGAUUGGAGGGUACAGCUAUAGGAGAUGAUCCCAUGAGAAAUACAGAGUGGGUUACCUUGAAUGAACAAGAUAGAGAUGGUUUGGCGUUGUUCCUUUCUGGGGGAAAUAAUGCUGAGCCCACUGAUUGUCAAGACGUGGAAGACAACAGUAUCUUGAGAAGAUUUCUUGAUCCAACCACAUCUAGUGCUAAAGAUUCUAUAGAGGAGAACAACUCGAGGAAAGUUGGUUCGUAUAACAGAUUCGGUGAAGGUGGGAGUUGGGACAUUGGCAAUACAAGGUUGAAAUCUGAUUUUACAGAUUCUUUUCCAGAGUCCUCUUGGAACAGAUACGGAGGUGGUGAGAGUCGGGAUCUUGAAGCUAACGAAGCCAAACCUGAAAGCUUCAGCAGAACAAACGUAUUUGGGUUCUUGAGUACGGCAUGGAGUGUUUAUGGGAGUAGGGUAACUGGGAGCUAUACAAAGAGAUUUAAAGAUGGAGAAGAACAAAGUCAUUCCUCAUCAAGUGCUGGUGUUUCUCAUGGUGCACAGGGUCAGCAUCAGGGAACGUGGUUGUAUAGAAAUUUCAAAGAGUUGGGUAUGGGGAUUCGGACAAAAGUAAUGUACUUACGGACCUGGCUUGGUGUAUUUAGGGCAAGAUAUGAAGGAUCACCUUAUCACAUUCAAGUUCAGCGGCAUUCUAUUCAAGUGGUGUUGAUAAUACUACUUGCGCUCAUUAUUUUAGGCACACUGGUUUCCCGGCUUGCUUAAAGACAUUCGAGGUUUGGUUACACUCGACAAUCUGUAUAUGUAAAGGGUUUUCUCAAGACUUUUUAACAUGGGAGGAACUGCUUUUUCGCCAUCUGACCCUCUCUAUCAUGGUCGGAUGCCAACACUCUAUUCAAACUUGGAGAAAUUUUGCACCGAUGGGCAUCGUGUCAUUGUUCCGAGUGUGAAUUUCUGUCGGAUGUAUUGGUUUUGUGCGAUUGUCGGUUUUGGUAGUAGCCAGCAUGACUGUUAUGUCAAAGAAUACAUGGGCCGUUGGAGCCAGUCUAAUGGUUUUCUUUCA